AAGUGAUUCCACCUUUUUGGCUACUGCCGGUACAAAAUUGCUCUUAAUGUGGUUACAUCGUCCGUUGGCAUCCGAGAUGUAUUUAUGGAAUUAUCGGUGAAUCAAGUGCCUUGCCAGAGCUGCUUCAGUCACGACAUAAGGCUUUUAUGAAACGUGAGCGCGCAUACUCAUUGUCCUUAUAUCGUCAAAAUGAAUGCAUGGAAAUGAUCCAACCUAUAAUACGCAGCUGGCCAAUAUUGUCAUUAUUAUUGAUGCCAAUGUCAUCGUUGUCCACUGCAGCCAAGCGCCUGGACGUUUGCUGUAGCCUACUAUACACAGUAGUAGUAGCAGCUGAUCUUGUAGGCUGCAACUCGAAUCUGUCCGGUAGGUGGCAGUGAAUGUGCUCAUGCAGCUUGUCAUUGAAACCUGUAGUAUCCCACAGCCAGAUGCCUGCUUUCCCAUAUUGCUGAGUGGAGUUUGAGCGCAGAGCGGUCUCCCUGUCAGUGCGAUAGGGGCAGAGGUAGAACAGCAUUGAGGGGCUCGGGCUCUGCGCUCUCCGUCAGCGCGGAGUACACGAACGGAAUUUGAGCUGGAGAAACAGGCGGCAGCAAGCCGGGGAGAGCCGAGGACUCACAACCGCGCAGAAAGAGGACCUCGGCAGGAAAAGUGGAACGAAAUAUUAAAACUGACUUGUGAGCAAUGCACUGGCAGCAUGGCCAAAUGGUUCAAGGAACACCUGGGAUUCAAAACCACCAAGGCGCCACCUCCGGCUCCCCCAAAACCCGACUACAGACAUUGUCACCCCGCUGUGCCCGGAACGCCUGGGUACCAUCAGCAAAGCUCUGGGGCUACUUCACACUACCCAAGCCCAGCUCAACCGGACAUUCUAGCUGCCUACAAACUACAGAAGGAAUUGGACUUCGAGGACCCUUACACGGGAGGCGGAAACAUUUCAUUCUCAACAGGCAUGAGUUCUGUGGGGUCGCAGGACAUAAAAUACGUAUCCCCGAAGCACCGGCUUAUUAAGGUGGACACGAUCGAGAAAGGCAACCCUGCAACUGGCACGAACAUUAUAUCAGCGCCUGCUGUUUCUGCUGGGAACGUCAAAUCUCCAACUUCGCCUCCCGUGGAACAGGACAACAAGCAAGAGAAGCUUGUCAUCCUUGAGGACUAUGCAGACCCCUUCGACGCCGAGCAGGCUGGCGGGACCCAGGGUUCCGCAGAGAAGGCCACGGAGAACGACGGUUACAUGGAGCCCUACGAGGCUCAGAAGAUGAUGGCAGAGAUCCGCGGCGGGCGGGCCCCGAAGGACGGGCCGGUGCGGCAGCUGCCCCUGUACGACACGCCCUACGAGCCGGAGGAGAACGGGGGGGACUCGGACCCCGAGCGCCCCCCCUGCCCCCGGGAGAGCCGGCUGCCCCAGGACGACGAGAGGCCCCCCGAGGAGUACGACCAGCCCUGGGAGUGGAAGAAGGACCGCAUCUCCAAGGCCUUCGCAGCAGUAGAGAUUAAGGUCAUCAAGGACCUGCCCUGGCCCCCACCGGUGGGGCAGCUGAGCAGCACCUCCCUGCUGGCCGAGGGCGUGGAGGUUCCCACCCAGCCGGCCCAGCCCUCGCCCGGACAGCCCGCCUGCGACCAGCACCAUCACGUUCGACGGGGCGGAGAAGUCCAGAGUGUCGCCCACCAAGGAGGGCAAGGCGCGCCCGGUCCAGCGCCACUCCAGCGGCUGCCUGGUGAACACCAAGCAGGGCUCCCAGGACCACAGCGGCCCCGCGCUGGGAGAGCGCAUCGACCCCUCCGUGCCUCUCGAGAGCCAGUUCUGGUACCAUGGAGCAAUCAGUCGGAUAGAUGCGGAGUCCCUCUUGAGGCUGUGCAAGGAGGCCAGCUACCUGGUGAGGAACAGCGAGACCAGCAAGAACGACUUCUCCCUCUCCCUCAAGAGCAGCCAGGGCUUCAUGCACAUGAAACUGACCCGGACCAAAGACAGCAAGUACAUCCUGGGCCAGAACAGCUGCCCGUUCGACAGCGUGCCCGAGAUCAUCCACUUCUACUCCAGCCGCAAGCUGCCAAUCAAGGGGGCCGAGCACAUGUCCCUGCUGUACCCCGUGGCCAUCAGGACGCUGUAGCGCCCCACCCCGAGCCGCGGAGGCCUCAGAGGCCGGGGGGGGCGGGGGUCCACCUCCUCAGCCCAGGGUCUGGUCCCAUGCCCACUCCCUCUCCCUCACCUGGGUCCGAGGAGGCGAGGGGUCAGAGGUCGAGUAGCGAGGAGUGAGCGGAGCGGAGCGGAGCGGGGGUAGCGAGGGGGUCGGAGAAGAUCAAACCCAUGCGUCAAUCAAAGAUGGCCGCCCCCCUUCCCCCUUCGCUCUUGGACCCUGUCGCCAUGCCUCCUCAGUCUGUCAGCAUGUCGCUUGUUAACACAGGUCCUGUUACUGAUCUCAGACCUGUCACCCUCCACCCCCUCUCUUACAUCAGUCACUCACCUAGGUCACCUCACUGAUCUCAGACCUGUCAUCCUCCACCCCCUCUCUUACACCAGUCACUCACCUAGGUCACCUCACUGAUCUCAGACCUGUCAUCCUUCACCCCCCUCUCUUACACCAGUCACUCACCUAGGUCACCUCACUGAUCUCAGACAUGCCAACCCACCCCUUUCUCACAUCACUCAGUCACACAGGUGACCAAGUGCUACUCUGACCUGUCACCUUUCCGUCCACAACACUCAACCCAACAGGUCACCUCUGUUGUGUCUCUCAUUUAAGCGGAAGUUCAGUCUGGUCUUCUGUAGCCCAGUAUUGUACGGAAAGUACCUUCUCUUUCUGCGUUCUUCUUCCCCUAAAGCAACGGAAGGCCACGUGGCAGAGAAUGCAGCAGCUGCAUUGAUUGUGUGAGAAUGUAUAAGUUAAUUUAGAUGUUCGCUGUUGUGUGGCCCACACAAUCAAGUCAGGUGCUCGCUCAUCUUCAGAAGAUGUUUUGCCUCUUCUGCCGUUCGAGCUGACAGCACGAGUCGGCUCUGACAAGUGGCUUCACGGAACAGACGAUUGACUCUCAAGCGAGCGGAAAAAAAAAAAAAAUCAGCCGAUCUGUUUUAAUUUUCUCCUGCUUCUAGUCCGUUACUCGUCUGUCACAACACCCUCGUCGUUAUCGCCAUCGUUGCUUCGUCAGCCUAACAGUUCCUCGGAUGGAUUCGGCUGCCCGAGCACAUUUACCUGUUAAAUGUAACAAAAUAAAGACUUUUUGUUUUAAAUGCGGGGAGAAAUCGACCAAUCAGGCACUGCAAUACAUUUUUAAUUCUUCAAUUCGGGGCCGAAGGUUUAAGUCAGGAGGAAAGUGUCUAGGACGGGAGCCAUUGGUACUGCGCGUCGAGGCUGUUUAUGGAGACGUUCGUCAAAAAACACUAGUCAAGGCGCUGCUUGAAUUCAAGCUUUUGGCCAAAAUGUCGGCACUCGCUAAUGAGCUUAUCGGUAUCUCGGCUCGGUUGUGUAAAAUCGGGCUGCUCCCAUUGGAUGGGCAUAAUGGCCACUUUGUUUUCCUCAAGAACAGGAGACCUCUCAAUCCCAGUGCAUUAGCUGUUAACCUGGGACGUAUAGUAUGAGCAACAGUCCCUUUGCACCAUAUCCUGGCGAUUUUACAAGCCAUCGCCGUGCCGCCUGCUUUCGACUUCCAGUUUUUAGUAGCCUAUUUAUAGCCCACCAGGUGAACGUGUUAAAAUAGCUCAGCAAGCAGACAUAGCAGCUCACUCCUGGUAGCGCUAAUUCGAAAUAUCCACGGACUCAGACUCUCCCUGAAAUUAAGGAGAAUGUUCCCACCCCUGUACCCAGAAUCCACCAGAAAUUAGCCAAAAUAUCUUCCUGUUUUCAUGGAACGAUGUUAUUUGGGUCAGACUUUUACCUAGCGGUUAAUGUGUUUAUAGCUGUGCCGGCAGUCCAUAGCAGGCUCACGUAGUAUUCUGGUGUAGUGUUCUUAGAAAGAGUACUAAGCGCACUAGCAUAGUAUUCUGACAAAAAGAAGGUCAGAAGUCGGUUGUGGAUUGGAGUUUGUAUGAAUCCCAGUCCCUUAGCUGGUUUCCUGCUUGCGUUGAGGACCAUACGCCAUGUCGUAUGUGUGGAUUCAGCACCCAGCCCACACUGGGUGAAUCAGCAGGCUGAGGCCGAUUAAAUGGUCCGCUGUUUUACUCCCCCUGCAUCUCCCAGAUGAGCAAUGGGCCAUCUUUAAAUGCCAAUUGAUGCCCCCCCCCCCCCCAAACAAAAACCUUUGAACAGAGGAACAAAAUAUACCUGCAUUGUCUACCUCAGUAAAUCAAUUUAAUUUACCCAUCUUCAGAUCGAUAGGUACUAUGGGAUUACAAAUAUUGACUCCCUCCCCCCCCCCCCCCGCCCACCACACUACUGCUUCAUUUCCAGUAUUCAUAAAAUUGCAUCAUUUGUUUUGAAAUAUAUAUAUUUUUUUUACACUGAGUUGACGUUAAUCAAAUGAGGGUCAAAGUUUUUUAAAAAGCAGUCUUAUGUUCCAUCAUUGGUAAGUGUACGUUAGUCUGUAAUAUUGUGUGAUGCCAGUAACAGAUGUUUGGCUAAUGCCUUAUAUUGCAUGGGUAAAAUCAGCAAACGAUGUCGGCUGAUUUCCAGAGUUCUGCUUUCAAAAGAUUGUUCUGUAGUUGUAAUUUAUUAUGGGGGGGGUUAUCGCUGACGCGUUUCUCCCGGAUUUAAGGGAGACACCUCAGCGCUCCUCGCUAUAUUUGUGCCAGUGUGAUCGUGUUUGGGCAGAGCUUGAAAAACCCCUCUAGCUACAUCUACUGUAGUACUUCGCGGUUGUGUUUAGAUUUCUGCUUCUCAUCUCGGCCUCCAUGGCCUGUUGCCGAGAGCGACAGUGGACAGGAACGGUGGCUUAACUGUGUAAAAAAACCUACGGACCGGAAAGAGCAAGGCCCGCUCCCUCUGAAAGGACUGCGUCAGUGGAUCACACCGACCUCCCGCAACAGCGCCACCUGGACUUGCAUUUCUUCAGUGCCACUUUGUCUAUCGAUUAACUUCUCUAGGACAAUAAUUUUUUCCUCCCACCUGUUUUUUUUUUUGCAUGCUCCCCUGCUCCAACACAGGCUUCAAGCUUAUGGAGGUGUACCGUAGGUCUUUCUAAUGUGUCUUUCAGGCCACCGAAGACCAGAAUCGGUGGACUGUGACGGCAUGCCCGUGCGGACCAGCAGUGUUCAUUUGCGCUUUGAGGGGAGGAGGGGUGGGUUUGGGGGCGGGAGUCGGAGAGCAGAAAGCACCCUCACCCCUUCUGCUGGCGGUGAUUGUUCACAGAAGCUGCUACGGUUCGAACUGUAGCUGUAGAAAUCUCGAUUCUCAAAUUGCGACCCAUCCCCAGGCCCUGUUGAAACAGAAAAAACAGACGACCACGCCUCCCUGGCUGGAGACCGUCUCUCCAGUGGACAGAGAGAGGUAAAAAAAAAAAAAAAAAGCCAGGCGGUCUUGGAAUUGUCAUUAUUUGAGAGCAGGUUGAAGAGAGCGUAGGUUUGAGGCGAUGGCCGACCCCUAGCCUUUAAGAGAGCAUUGCAGGGUGCUCCCAGAGGCCACUGGACAGAGAAAAAAGUAGUUUGAGUGUACACAAAAAAACACAGCAAAUGAAAUGCAUGACUGCACCCGUGUAACAGAUUAAUGCAAAACACGCAUGUAGCAAAGUUUGCUGAAUGUCUGAUUCCAUUGAAGGGGGGGGGCUAUCUUUUUUGUCUUUCCUUUUUUUCUUCUUCAAAAGGCUUUUUGAGGCUUUUCGUACAAACUGUCACACAGGUAGUCGUUUGAACAGAAGUUUAAUUCCCCCCCCCCCCCUCACUCUACCGACUGCCUGGAGGAAAAAUUCAGAACCCAAAAUUUUGCCUAUGCCCGUGGACGUGCCCCUCAACACUAUGCAUGGGUGAUAGGGGGGAGGGGGGAGGAGGGAUGGGCUCUGAGGGAGCCUGAAACGACCCAGCUGCCCCUGGGAGCAGAGUCGCUGUAUCUACGCUUGCUCUUGUCUUUAGCCUUGAAGGGUUACAUGCUGUGAGUGAAUGGUGCGUGCGUGAGCGCUUGUGUUACAUUCUCCUUCUCUAGUGUAUGCACUAAUCUAACACGUACGGUCCCUCUUCGCCAAAUGUAUAUACUGAAUGUAUUGUGUGGGGACGUGUAGGCGUCGGGGAUGCAACGAAUAUGGAAAUAAAGUGAAGUUUAUGAGU
Molecule: messenger RNA, 6184 nt
Organism: Anguilla rostrata (American eel)
Lineage: Eukaryota; Metazoa; Chordata; Actinopteri; Anguilliformes; Anguillidae
Product: SH2 domain-containing adapter protein F-like
Exons: 7
Coding region: 692-2251 (519 amino acids)
Molecular function (GO): phosphotyrosine residue binding
Source: RefSeq, a predicted model, not a curated record